UAAUGUUCAUGGCACACCAGAGAAAGCCUAAAAUUCUUGAAUGAUUGACAACAACUCCCCUCAUAUCUCAAUAUUUCCUCUAUAUAAAUGGCGAGAAUUUGCACCUAAGUUAUAAGUGAACCAAAACUGAUCAUUAAAGAAAACUUACAAAUUAAAACUACUACUAGCUUUUUUUGUUCCAAGUUAAAUGGGAGAUACAAGGACAUUGUUGCUUCUAGUGCUGGUACUUUUCUACGCACUAGUGUCCUCUGUUGGUGCCUAUGAAGAGGAAGAAAGUGAGCGAAGGACACUGGGAGAAAAAUGGUUCUUGUUGCGUCACUUGCAUAAUGUAGUGAAAACUGAUGCUGGAUCGAUGAGAAUGGUGAAGGGUGGCUAUCGUAGGGAUUCAUAUCUUCAUAGUCCAAUGCAUAUUGGUUUCAUCUCCAUGGAACCUAAUAGCCUCUUCAUCCCUCAGUAUCUUGAUUCCAAUCUUGUCCUCUUUGUUCACCAUGGGGAAGCAAGAGUUGGCCAUAUCUAUAGGGAUGAAUUAGUAGAAAGGCAUUUGAAGCAUGGAGAUGUGUACACAAUUCCUGCGGGAUCUGCUUUCUAUUUGGAGAAUAGAGCUGAAAACGAGAGACUUCGCAUUAUUUGCAGCAUUGAUAUUACCUCAGAAUCCAUGGGAUGGCAUGCAUUCCAGUCUUUCUUCAUUGGCGGUGGAGUUCAUCCUGCAUCCGUUCUUGCUGGAUUCGAUCAUAAGACAUUAUCAACUGCUCUUAAUGUCUCAACAGCAGAAUCGCGCACGUUCUUGACCAGGCAAUCUUCCGGGCCCAUUGUGCAUUUAUCUGGUUCACAUGACACAAACACUUGGUCCAAAUUCUUGGACCUAGAAUCCCACCAGAAACUAGCUCACUUGAAGAGUAUUGCUAAUUUCCAGGAAGAAGCUAGCCCCAAAGAGAUAGUGGGUCACAAAGCUCCAUCAGCGUACAAUCUCUACAACAGGAAACCUGAUUUCAGGAACGACUAUGGAUGGGGCAAGAAGUUGGAUGAGUCGGAUUAUUCUUCUCUAGGACAAUCCGGCAAUGGUGUUUAUCUUCUCAGUCUGUCUCAGGGAUCCAUGAUGGCACCUCAUGUCAAUCCAACAGCAAUAGUAUAUGGAAUAGUGUUGAAAGGGACUGGCAGGAUCCAAAUUGUGUAUCCAAAUGGGACUUUAGCAAUGAAUGCAAGAGUACGAGAAGGGGACGUCUUUUGGGUGCCACGAUACUUCCCCGUCUGCCAAACUGCUUCCACAAAUGGUCCAUUUCAGAUCCUCGGCUUCACUACAUCAGCCAGGUGGAACCAUCCACAGUUCUUGGUGGGUAGGAACUCAUUGAUGCAGAGCUUGGGAGGGCCAGAAUUUGCAGCUGCAUUUGGAAUUGGAGAGAAAAGGCUUAAAAGAAUUACUAAUGCUCAACAUGAACAAGUCAUUCUGCCAUCAUCAUCAGCUGCUCUUGGUGACUUGGUCUAGUUGAGUUAUGACAUGAAAACUCAAAGCCAGUUUUGGAACUCUUUUUUUUUUUUUUUCUCUUUUCUGUUUUACUUUCAUGCGAUCUGAUUUUGUUUCCUUGGUGGUCUUGUUGCACACAAGACACAUUGCCCUUUUGAGUUGUGAAUAAGAUGGAUUGGUUUUUUGCAA
Capsicum annuum is the source of this 1651-nucleotide messenger RNA. Its product is annotated as vicilin-like seed storage protein At2g28490. The record is from RefSeq and is a predicted model, not a curated record. NCBI's taxonomy places the organism in Eukaryota, Viridiplantae, Streptophyta, Magnoliopsida, Solanales, Solanaceae. Bases 188 to 1483 code for a protein of 431 amino acids. The transcript is spliced from 6 exons.